AUGGCUGCGUUUGAUACUCCUUGGUUGGAUCAAAUGUCUGGUACUCCAAGUUCAAGAAAAGAUGACCAUGGCGGAUCCUUAACUCCUACUGAUCCGAACCCCCCGACAAUAGCUGCAUUCUCUCCAGUCACUCUAUCCCAUGCCUCAUCUGCCAACAAACAGAGGUCUACUAUACUCGUUCAUCAGAAGUCCCCCUUGUUACUAGCGACCCCUCCGCAGAUCACGAGAGCUUUAGCAUAUUCGCAUCCUUUCCUGUUGCCUCUCAACAAGCUUACAGGAUUAAUAACAUGGACGAGUGGAGAUCCUUGGGAGAGCUUCCUGCUCGUGGCUAGUUUUUGGGCAUUUGUUCUAUAUGGGGAUGUUGUAAUGCGAUUUGCUGGACCUUUGGUGGUGGUUAUUGGUUUAAUACUGGGAAUGUACUCGAGACGAUAUUCCCCUUUAUCAUCAACAACCUGGACGGGAGAGAAGCAAAAAAAGGGCCACAAAAGAGUCGACUCGGAGAUUACGAAUACUAAGCACCAGAAGACGUUGGACGAAAUUGUAGAGACUUUGAAGAUAUUUACAUCAAGAUGCAAUGUACUUUUGGAUCCCCUAUUACAAUUGACGGAUUUCCUAUCGACUCAAAGAACAGCAACUUCUGCUACGACUCGACCAGCACUUACCACACUUUUGAUCCGAAUCCUUCUUGUCACACCCAUAUGGAUAAUCUUGACCCUCCCUCCUCUACAAGUCAUCACCACAAAACGAAUCGCUUUAGUAACGGGGACAAUUUUCUUGACUUGGCAUUCACGACCGAAUCGAAUAGCCAGAACGAUAUUAUGGAGAUCAUCUCUCGUUCGUCGCACAUGUACUGUCAUGACUGGCCUACAUUUGACAGAUGAGCUAUUCCCGACUGUAAAUGGGACCAAUGGUAAACCUCCUCUACCACCCCGCACAGAUUCUUCAUACGCAGAUGCAUCGCUUGCAGCAAAUGCAGCCACAAAAAGGAGACCGGAAGCACCAGGGGUAAAAUUCACAUUCAUUUUAUAUGAAAAUCAACGUAGAUGGGUUGGACUAGGCUGGACAACUUCACUUUUUGCAUAUGAAAGAUCUGCGUGGACAGACGAACACCUCAAUGCUGUUCCUCCGAGAGAAGAUUUUGAACUGCCAGAUGUAGAGGGUGGUGGCGCGAGAUGGAGAUGGGUAGAAGGUAGUCGCUGGCGUGUUGAAGGGGCCGCCGAACAAGACGAGGGUGGAUCGAAACCAAAGGCCGAGAGCGAUGGAGGAACAGGGUGGAUAUAUUAUGACAACAAAUGGCAAAAUGGACGUCGUGGCCAAGACGGAUGGGGAAGAUAUACCCGCCGCAGAAAAUGGUACCGUGACGCUGAGCUCGUCGAAAUAACAUCUAGUACCGAAAUAACGCCGUCGCCAACCCCUACUCAAGCAUCCCCAAGUCUCGAUUCAAACUCUGCUCACACACGACUCUCUUCAGUCUCAGCUUCCAGAUCGAGGAGUCCACCUCCAGAAUACUCGGAUCGUGACGAUUCUAGCCUGAAGAGUAAUAGAAGUUCACGAUUCAGUAGCAAGAAAAGCAGUUUGAAGAAGGAAAAGCUGGGCAAGGGGAGUAGGAAGAGUAGUAUGAGUCUGCAAUCGGAUGAGGAUGAUGAGAGGCCAUUUACGAGACCGAGCACAACUGAUUGGGGGAUUAGUGAUGAUGCCAGGAUGGGGUUGGAGUAG
Sclerotinia borealis F-4128 is the source of this 1716-nucleotide messenger RNA. NCBI's taxonomy places the organism in Eukaryota, Fungi, Ascomycota, Leotiomycetes, Helotiales, Sclerotiniaceae. The record is from the annotation of a GenBank genome assembly.